UGACCAGUUUCUCAGAAAGCUCUCAUCAUGUACCUGUUGGUGGUGGUCGUCUCUCUUCUGCUGAGCUCUGUUCCCGCUCAGAGCCGUCCUGUUGAGGAUUUAAUUGAAAAGAUCUCUGGGAAGACGGGUAACAUCACUGAGAAAGAUGACAUGCCAGUGUCAACUAUAAUCGAGACCAACAAACAUGCAGGACAGCAAGUGGAUGGGCCCUUGAUCACGUUUGGAGACAUCGCUGUAUCAGCAGGGUUCAAGAAUGCAGAUCCGUGCACAGCUCGUGGAUGCAAAUGGGAGAGAAGCAGAGAUAGAUUAGUCUAUGUGCCCUACGUGAUCUCCAACCAGUACUCUCCAAAGGAAAUACAAGUGAUUAAACAAGGCUUACGGUCCUUUGCGGAUGUUACCUGCAUUCGAUUCAUACCACAUGAAGGGCAGAGGCACUUUCUCCACAUUCAGUCUGAUUCUGGUUGCUAUUCAUAUUUGGGGCGCCAAGGUGGAGGACAGGUUGUUUCUCUCCAGCGUCCUGGGUGUGUCUAUCACAGUAUUGUUCAACACGAGCUCCUUCAUGCUCUCGGGUUCCAUCAUGAACAGAACCGCAGCGACCGUGACAAACACAUCAAAAUCCUUUAUAGGAACAUCAUACCUGCACAGCAGCACAAUUUCAUGAGAAGAGAAACCAAUAAUCUGGCAACCCCCUAUGACUACAACUCUGUGAUGCACUAUUCAAGGAAAGCUUUCUCUAGGAACAAUGAGCCAACCAUGAUUCCCAUUCCUGAUGGAACGUUGCAAUUGGUGAAGCUCGAAGAAUGAGCCCCAAUGACAUCCUGCGGGUUAACAGACUCUACUGCCUUUGAAGUGCUGCCAGGCUGCAUGAAGGAUAUGUUUGAUGAUAGUAUUCAUCUUUUCGUCUCAGCAUUCAUCAUUCUCUAUCAUCAUUUUUUAAUGUUUCUGUAUUUGCACAUCACAGUUUCAAAUGAUUUUUCGUAUUCUAUCUUUUAAAAAUUAAACAUCUUUUAAAAUCA
Onychostoma macrolepis is the source of this 1016-nucleotide messenger RNA. Its product is annotated as hatching enzyme 1.2-like. Gene Ontology annotation, molecular function: zinc ion binding; metalloendopeptidase activity. Gene Ontology annotation, biological process: proteolysis. The transcript has 9 exons. NCBI's taxonomy places the organism in Eukaryota, Metazoa, Chordata, Actinopteri, Cypriniformes, Cyprinidae. The coding region runs from base 28 to 804 and encodes 258 amino acids. The record is from RefSeq and is a predicted model, not a curated record.